AUGGGAAUUCAUGCAAGUACUACUGACUUUUAUCUCUUGCUGAGAUGGAUUAAUAAGAGAGCUGGAAGAUCUCAGUUCAGGAAGAAUGUGGCUAUUGCUGCAGUGUGUGCAGCUGUAUACAAGGUUUGGUGUGUGAGAAACAAAGCGUUAUGGGAGCAAAAGGUGGCUACAGUGGAUUCCAUUGUCAAGUAUUCAACAGGGGUUAGUCUCCAUCCUAGAUGGUGUGUUUCCUCUAUAUUUACCUUUGUACGGCAUCUCUUACAAGCCGGUAGGGAGGAGGCACGUGACCAAACCAAGAGGUCAACGGGUCGCUAUCAAUCGGGUAGGACCCAUUUGUCCGAUAUCAUCAGGAUAACAGCAGCACUCGACCAGCAAGACAUCUCCAACCGUUCCCAAAUCCUACCGGAACAAUUGGCGCUAGAAGGAGGGGAUUUCCCAACCUUGUCAAGUAAAUCAGCCAUCAUGGAUACCAACAACAAAAAACCUAGAAAAAACAACAAUCUCCCACAAUCAGCAGUGAUCACACCAACAUCAGUAGCACAACCCGCAGUCAAACCUUCUCUCUUACCUGUCUCAACCAGCCAAGUCACACCACUUACCGAUCCUCCCCCAAAAACACUCAAGUCACAGAUAAGCAUUGCCCCCCCAGGUUUUGAAGACCCGAACGACGUGAUCAUAGAGGACGAAACGUCCAUGGAAGAAAGGGCACAGGAUUCCCCAUCACCCCCACAGAUUCAGAGCAACCUCUCGGCGUUGUCCCAAAGGUUCACACCACAACAGCUGCUGACGGCGUCGGCCGUCAUGAAAGCAAUGGCUGAACUGUCCUCAAGGAGGACAGAGGGAAAUCAGAUCGUGGUUACCGGCAAUCGCCCGGGUGCGAUGCCGGUUAGAAAUCUCUACGAAACCCUAGAGCAUGAAGUGGUACUGCCAGCACAACCUGAACCAAUACUUGUACAGAGCGAAAAUCCGGGUAGAAGAAAAAGGCAUAGCUCUCGGCGCAGAGAAAGGUCCACUAGACGCCGAGAGUCGGUGUCAGAGCAAGAAGGGUCGUUUCCUGCUGGUAGGGAAUCGACACCGUAUCACGAAGAGUACAUCGUACAGUCUCCACAACCAGGUUGGAAUAGAUAUGAAGGAUAUCUACCUCAUCAGGAGCUGAUGAGGCGAACCAUACACCCCAAAGACUCCCCACUCUGCAGGGGUAUACUGGAGCAACCUAUGGAGAAAGUAAAGAUGCCGACGUGCAAAUACAACGGAACCACAGACCCCGAAAAUCACUCCACCGCUUUCGAACAACACAUGAUGCUGUAUUCUGACUCAGAUGCCAUGUGGUGCAAAGUGUUCCAAACCACAUUAUCAGGGGUGGCAGCCGAUUGGUAUAAGAAGUUGCCGGCCGGAUCGAUAUUCAGUUUUUGGCAGAUUCAAGAGGACUUUGUGAGGCGGUUCAUUAGCAAGGUUGAACGAAAGAAAACAUCUGGAGAGCUGAUGUCAAUCUCACAAAGGCCGAAAGAGCCGCUGAGAGAAUACCUUACUCGUUUUAACAACGAAUCCAUCACAAUACCAGAUUUACAGCAAGAAAUAGUCGCCUUGGCUCUGUUGAGAGGGAUGCAGGAAUGCGAGUUCAAAAGGUACCUGGGAAGAAAAUCAUUUACCUCGCUGGGGGAGGCCUUGAGAAAAGCAAAUGAGUAUAUCAGGAGUGAUGAGCUGAUGCUAAUAUCACCCAUGGGGGGAAAUCAGGCAGUACAAUCGGCCAAGAAGGAUCAUGUUCCCAUACAGCAACACAAUUACCGGAAAGAUAACGGUAGAAAGGAGGGCCAUCAGCAGAGAGGGGGAUAUCCGAACAGACAACAGCCGGUAGGGGCUUACCAGGUGUACACUCCCCUGAACACCGCCAGAGCCACGAUCUACGCAGUAAAUAAAUCGGCAGCGUGGAGAAAACCGUUACCGAUGGAUGCCCCAGGUAACAAUAAGAACUUUUGUGCUUUUCAUAAUGAUCAUGGUCAUUACACGGAGCAUUGCAAAGAGCUCAAGGAUAACAUCGAAGAGCUGGUAAGAAGGGGAUACCUAUCCCAGUACAGGGUUCGACAGGAAGGCCAGGGAGGAAAUAAUAGGCAGGGCAGUUCGCAUAGUCAUGCCCCAUAUACACCUACUCAGCCAGGGUAUGCACAGCCCACUGGUAGGAUUGAACAGGCACCACCAUCCCGGCAAGAAAUCCGGUCAUUACCGGAAACAGGCAAAGAUGGGGCCGAUAGGGGAAAGAGACCCACGGUUUGGGUGAUCUCUGGAGGGCCCGUGCAUGGAGGUACAGUCAGCGGGGCAAUAAGAAAUCUAGAGGAGCACAGGCAUUUGGUGAGUUACCAUAGCGCAAGGAAAUGGCCGGAACCAAUCCCCCUACCGGUCAUCACGUUCACCUCGGACGAUUGUCGCGGCAUUAUAUAUCCCCAUGAUGACCCGCUGGUAUUGGAACUCGAGAUAGCAAACUUCCCCGUCAAGAGAUGCCUGAUUGAUGGAGGCAGCUCUGCGAACAUCAUAUUCUGGGAAGCUUUCACCCAGCUGAACAUAGAUCACGGAGAGUUAGCAAGGGUGAGCUAUCCCGUUAUCGGAUUCUCUGGAGCCAGCGUCUAUCCAGAAGGCAGUAUCCGUCUACCGGUUCAAGUAGGUAGAGGAUCAUCAGCCAGGGACUUAAUGGUCGACUUUUUGGUGAUAAAAGUACCAGCAGCGUAUAACGUAAUAAUUGGUCGACCAUUCAUUCAUGACGCACAGGCGGUGGUGUCCACAUAUCAUUUGACCAUGAUAUAUCUCUCAAAUCUGGAAAGAACAGAAAGGGUACAUGGCAGUCAGGAGACUGCCAGAUCGUGUUAUCUGACAGCGAUAAAGGCACCAGGAAGGAUGGUGCCGAAAACCAACCUUGCCCGAGAAGAAAACAUGCCAACCAAAAGAAAGAGAGGGGAUCUGAGCAUGGAAAUUUUUGAUGAAAGGCCGGUUUGCAUCCCAAGGCCGGCUGCAGAGGGAGAAACUCGGGAAAUUGAAUUGGUAGAAGGAGUUCCAGAAAGAACGGUACGAAUAGGUGCCGAUAUAGAGGCAGAUCAGCAGGUCAAUCUCAUCGGCCUGUUACGAGAAAAUGCAGACGUCUUUGCCUUCUCUGCAGAUGAAAUGCCCGGUAUCAGCCCAGACAUCAUAGUGCAUCGUCUGAAUGUAGACAAGUCAGUCAGGCCGGUAAAGCAAAAGAAGAGAAAUUUCUCCAGUGAAAAAAAUGCUGCAAUAAAAGAAGAAGUGGAAAAACUGCUGGAAGCAGGGUUCAUAGAAGUUUGUGACUACCCCGAAUGGUUGGCCAACGUAGUCAUGGUAAAAAAGUCAAAUGGCAGUUGGCGAAUGUGCGUAGAUUUUACCAAUCUGAAUGGGGCGUGCCCCAAGGACUGCUAUCCAUUGCCACGAAUCGAUAGACUGGUAGAUUCAACAAGUGGCCACGCUCUUUUGAGUUUCCUGGAUGCCUUCUCAGGGUAUCACCAAGUCAGCUUGUGUAAAGCCGAUAGAAAGAAGGCCGCCUUCAUCACAUAUUCAGGGGUAUACAGCUAUAAGGCUAUGCCAUUUGGGCUGAAGAAUGCGGGAGCAACCUACCAGAAGUUGGUGGAUAGGGUAUUUGCUUCCCAGAAAGGGAGGAACAUAGAGGUAUAUGUGGAUGACUCAAUAGUUAAAAGCCGAUUGGCCAGCGACCACAUCGACGACUUGAGAGAAACUUUCGAAACUCUGAGGAGGUUCAGGAUGAAGUUAAACCCCAAGAAAUGUGUAUUCGGGGUCCGAUCAGGAAAGUUCCUGGGUUUCCUAGUAAGCGAAAGGGGAAUCGAUGCCAAUCCAGAUAAGGUAGAUGCAAUUAUGAAUCUACCAGAACCCGGUUGCAUAAAAGACGUGCAAAAGUUAACAGGAAGAAUGGCCGCAUUGACCCGGUUCAUUAGCAAAUCAGCAGAUAGGUCGUUGCCCUUUUUCAACGUGUUAAAGCAAAACAAGAAAUUCAAGUGGGGAGAAACAGAAAGAGCGGCCUUUGAGGCAGUAAAACGGCACCUGCAAGUCCUACCCACAAUAGCUCGACCAGAGGAAGGGGACACGCUUCAGCUAUACAUAUCUGCUUCUCAACACACAGUAGCAGCAGUUCUGAUCAUAGAGAAAGAUAAAACACAGAUACCGGUGUACUUUGUCAGCCACGUCCUGCAAGAAGCAGAAACGAGGUACUCUUUGAUAGAAAAGUUGGGGUUGGCAGUAUUGAUUGCAGCCAGAAAGCUGAGACCUUACUUUGAUGCACACGGGAUCCAAGUCCUCACAAACUACCCACUGGAAAAAGCAAUGCAAAAAAUGGACACAUCAGGUAAACUCCUAAAAUGGGCGAUUGAACUAUCAGAGUUUCACAUGGAAUAUCGGCCCAGAAUGGCUAUAAAAGCCCAAGCACUGUCUGACUUCAUAGUCGAAGCAUCAUACCAGGAGGAGGAAAUAAAGGAAGGAAUAUGGGAAGUAGCAGUAGACGGCUCGGUCACCAAAUCAGGGUCAGGAGCAGGGGUAAUAGUUACCUCACCAGAAGGAGACCAGUUCGAGUAUGCUAUUAAGUUCUCUUUCCAGGCAUCAAACAACGAGGCAGAAUACGAGGCCGCAAUCGCUGGCAUACAGAUCUGCGCGGCAGCUGGUGCUCGUAGGCUCAGGCUCACAACCGACUCACAGCUGGUAGCAAACCAGUUCUCAGGAGAAUAUGAAACGAAGGAAGAAUCCAUGAAACGAUACGCCGAAAAGCUUAAACAGUCAGUGGCACAGUUGGAAAGCUUCGAAAUAAAAUUAGUACCCCGAUCAGAGAACAUGAUGGCAGACUCCCUGUCAAAACUGGCCAGCUCAAGUGCUCUGGUAAAAUCAGUAAUGAUGGAAGUCAUGCAUCGAAGGAGCACUAAAGUAUUGGGAAAAAAGGUCAUGGUAAUCACGAGCCAACCUGAAUGGUAUGACACCUUGUGGGCAUACAAGAGAGAUGGAACCCUGCCUGCAGAAAAAACGGAAGCAAGAAGGUUGAUUAGAAACUCAUGCUGGUUUGUAAUCAUCAGAGGCCAACUCUACAAACGGGGUUUUAGCUUGCCUCUGUUACGAUGCAUAUCAGCAUACGAAUCGGCACGACUGAUCGAAGAAGUACAUGAAGGAGUGUGUGGAAAUCAUCAGGGAGGAAAAACCCUUGCACUGAAAUGCCAAAGGCAAGGAUACUACUGGCCGACAAUGCUAACAGACGCACAGGAAUACGUCAAGAAAUGCGAAAAAUGUCAAGUUUUUUCAGCAGUCAUCAAUCGUCCUGCAAACGAUCUCAUGCCAAUCCUAAAUCCAAUACCGUUCGCCCAGUGGGGAAUGGACAUUCUGGGACCAUUCACAACGGCAUCCGGUGGAAGAAAAUUUCUGAUAGUGGCAGUCGAUUAUUUCACCAAAUGGAUAGAAGCAGAACCGGUGGCAAAGAUAACUGCAAAUCAGGUCAAAAAGUUCAUAUGGAAAAACUGA
Molecule: messenger RNA, 5511 nt
Organism: Spinacia oleracea (spinach)
Lineage: Eukaryota; Viridiplantae; Streptophyta; Magnoliopsida; Caryophyllales; Amaranthaceae
Exons: 4
Coding region: 1-5511 (1836 amino acids)
Biological process (GO): DNA integration
Molecular function (GO): nucleic acid binding; RNA-DNA hybrid ribonuclease activity
Source: RefSeq, a predicted model, not a curated record